AUGCCUCCUUCUCCAAUUCCAACACCGAAUUCUCAGCCUCAUUCAUCGUCAACAAUUAUUGCUAAUAAUCUACUUGUUCAAGCUUCUCCUCCUAUGCCACGUUCGUCUAUAGAACGACCUCCACCAACGCCAGUUAAACCAGUAUCACACUUUCAAAAACUUCUACAUCAUUUUAACGGAAGUAAAUCAUUCAGUAGUUCGUUUAUACGAGGAACACCACUGACAUCAAGUCAACAACGAUCUGCCAUUAAAACAAAUGGUUCCAUGACAACUAUCAUAAAAAAUUCUAACAAUAAAACACCUGAACAGUUAAUUUCAAAACCAAAAUCAGACGAAACUUUGCCCCCUCCACCACCACCCGAAAUGGCUCAUGAACAAUUGCUGGAUAUAUUAUUUCAAAGUAAUCGUACACAUAUUGCAUCCAUAUCUCCGUCACCGUCGACAUCCUCAGCUACUACACAUACAUCAAUUCAACAAAUAAUGAGGAAUAAUAAGAAGAAACAACCACAACAACAAAUACAAUUCAAUCCAACAAAUAUUUCACCAAGUAUGUCAAAUUCUGAUCUAUCAUUUUCACCAUCUGGUAUGAAAGUUUUCUCACCAAGUAUUGAAACAUUUUCUGGCUAUGAACUUGGUCCAAUGAGUAAAUCAGCGCCAAAUGCAAUGGUCGAAUCUCAGACAUGGUCACCUCCUCGUUAUAUAACAACUCCAUCAUCAUCAUCAGCAUCGACUCAUACAUGUCAUUGUAGUUCGAAUUUAAAAGAUGAUUCAAAUUCACUGCAUGACGAUGAAAAACUUUUUAUUCAACGUGAUUGGAUUUAUGAUGAAAUGUUUAAACUAAUAAGAGGCACAACUAAACCCGGCCUUGUUCUAAUAAGUCGUACACCAGGAAUGGGUAAAACAUGGCUAAUGAAAAAUCUAUUGCGAAUAACAACAUCGGCAUCACAACAAACAACAUCAGUUAUUACUCAAAAUGAAAAAGCUUCAAUCAUUCGAGUAAAUUCAGCAAAAAAAUCUUCCUAUGAAUGGCUAAAAUGUCAUAUAUUAUCUUCACAUUUUUGUGAUUGUUCACAAACAGACUCUUGUUCAUUACCAGACAUAAUACAUUCAAUUAUUUAUCGUGCACUUGAACAUCCACUUUUACAUGCUUACCGUGAUGUUAUUCUACGUGAGCAACAUACACGUAAAGCAAUCACAUUAAAUGCUUGCAUUCAAAAUGUUGAACAUGCAUUUUUUACUGCUUUUCUUGAUCAAUUAAAUCAAUUAAAACUUCUUGGUCAUUUACAAGAGUUAUUUUCAGUUACAAAUCAUAUUUAUUUAAUAAUCGAUGGUAUUAACAAUGAACUAUGUGAUACAGAAGGACAAACAAUAACAGAAUUUCUAUUUACGAAUCUUCAUCGUAUACCACCGUGGUUAAAAUUAAUCAUAACAAUGAAUCGGCUGCACGAUAAUCAACUUCAAACAGAACAAAAUACAUUUCUACAACACUUCGCUGUAUUGGAUAUCGAAGAUGAAUUAAGAUUCUCUAAUUAUUUAUAUAAUGAUAUACGAAAAUAUUUAUCGAAACGAUUAGAGAACGAUUGUAGUAAUGAACUCUAUGAUUUAUCAUCAUCUAUGUCAAAUAUUGAUCAAUUAUGUACAUUAUCGCAUGGAAAUAUAUUUUUUAUUCAACAGCUCUGUGAUCUAUUUGAACAACGAGAAUUCCCGGCAAAUAUUGAUCUUCCUCGAACAUUAAACGAAAUAUAUUAUUAUCGUUUUCGAACUAAUAAAAUUCAAGAACAUAUUGAAAUUUGUCGUGCUAUUCUUGAAAUAUGUUUAGCAAUCAGACGACCAAUUAAUUUAAAUGUUCUAUAUAGCUGUGUUAAUGUUGAUGAAGAAUCACAUAUUGAAUGGUCAAUAUUCUUACAAUGUGUCUCCUAUUUAUCUGCAUUUCUAACACAAUAUCCCAAUGCAACCUAUGCUACUGUUCAUGGGUCAAUUCGGCAUUGGUUACUUACUAAUAAAAAUCAAUAUUUUGCUUGCAAUAUCAAAAAAGGACAUUCUCGUUUGGCACUUUAUUUAUCUCAUUCGUUAUCCAACUCCUUACAUGGUCCCGAAGCUACUGAGUGUAUUCGUCAUCUAUCAUUAAGUGAUCUAUUUUCUAAUAAUAUUAUUCAACUGUGUCACACCAUAAAACACUUAAUCGACGAUCCAUCACGUUUGUUAGCUUCACUGCGUAAUGCAUUCUAUCCUGAAUUAGAUAUAAGUGAAUUACUUUUAAUGACAUCAGCUAAUCCAGAUUCAAUAGUUAAUUCAAUACACAUGCCGCUUCUAUGUAUUGCAUCACGAAAUGGGUAUAUGUCAUUUGUUGAAUUACUCUUAAAAUAUCAUGCAAACGUUAAUAUAAUAACAAAAGAUAAUGACAAUAAGACGUCAUUAAUGCUUGCGGCCGAAUAUGGGCAUGAACAGGUUGUCAAAUUAUUAAUUAAUUACAAUGCUAAUAUCACUUUGAAAGAUAAAUAUCAAUUGACAGCUGUUGCUUAUGCAACAAAACAUGUAUCUAUUUUGAAACUUCUCAAUUGCACCGAUGAAUCUAUAAAGCAACAAGCAUUUGUCUAUGCUGCAUCGACGGGUUCACUUGAUGCUCUUGAAUUUAUGUUAACUGACAAUCAUUAUUCAACGAUUGAUAUCAAUGGCACCGAUUAUGUCCAUGGUGAAACAGCUUUAACUAAUGCCGCAAGUCACGGCCACAUGAAUGUCAUUGAUUAUUUAAUCACAAAUCAUCAAGCAGAUAUAGAUCGAACAAAUUCUCGUCAAAUGACACCGUUAUUAUUAGCUGUUAAAAAUGGUAUGUGGUCAUGUGUAGAAUAUUUACUUGAUCAUCACGCAUCGAUUGAACAUUGUGAUAAACAAAAACGAACAUGUUUAGUAAUUGCAUCUAGUGAAGGUCAUCUAGCUGUUAUUGAUAGUUUAUUAGAGAAAGGUGCUAAUGUUCAUCAUGAAGAUGAAGAAGGACUUACAUCUUUAUCAUGGGCUUGUUUAAAAGGUCAUUUUCAUGCGUGCGAAACAUUAUUAGCUCAUGGAAGCAAUAUUAAUCAUGAAGACAUUAAUGGACGAAUACCAAUUGAUAUGGCAUCAUUCUAUGGUGAUGUACAACUAGUACAAUUACUGAUUGAUCAUGGUUCCAUUGUUGAUCAUGUCGAUAAAAAUGGAAUGCGGGCACUUGAUCGUGCUAUUGGCUGUCGAAAUGUUGCUGUUGUUAAUUGUUUGUUAAAGAAAAGUGUUAAACUUGGCCCAUCAACAUGGGCACUAGCAGCUGGUAAAAAUGAUAUGAUGACAAUUUUAAUAUCGAAAUUGAUUGAUGAUGGUAUUUCACUUUAUAAAAAAAAUCAAUAUAAAGAUGCUGCUUAUCGUUUUUCAUAUGCAUUAAAAAAACUACCAACAAAUAUUGAUCAACAAACAACAGAUCAAUUUACAACAAAUUUUCGAUUUAUGAAAUAUAAUUGUUUAAUUCAUUUAGCUAAAUGCAAACGAAAAUUAGAUUCUUAUGAAGCAGCUAUUGAUUAUUGUACGCAAGCACUUUAUAUUCAUAAUACAGCCGAUGGUCUUCUACUUCGAUCAAGAAUAAAACGCGAUCAAAAAUUAUAUGACGAUGCUCUGACUGAUUUACUUGCUGCAAAAAAUCUUGAUCCAACAAAUACAGAUUUAGAUCGUUAUAUCAAUCGUUUAAAUGUUGAUCUUCAACAUUGUCAUGAAACACUUUUAUAA
This is a messenger RNA of Rotaria socialis, 3747 nucleotides long. Lineage: Eukaryota; Metazoa; Rotifera; Eurotatoria; Philodinida; Philodinidae. The record is from the annotation of a GenBank genome assembly.